This is a messenger RNA of Fulvia fulva, 549 nucleotides long. RefSeq lists its product as uncharacterized. The record is from RefSeq and is a predicted model, not a curated record. NCBI's taxonomy places the organism in Eukaryota, Fungi, Ascomycota, Dothideomycetes, Mycosphaerellales, Mycosphaerellaceae. The coding region runs from base 1 to 549 and encodes 182 amino acids. The transcript has a single exon.
AUGGCUUCGCCCGGUUUACCUCUCAUCACGACGCUUCCCGCCGAACUCAGCAUGCUCAGCCUGCAAUCCAUCAGAGAUAUUGCCCUCACAGUACAACGUCCAGGAAUGGCCUCCACCGAGUCUGCGACUGUCUCGAAACUUCUAGCGCUCCCUGCAGAGCUUGGCAACGCAAUCUACCGCUACACACUCUGCGACGACAACAACAUCACCCUCACUCGUUACAACUACAAGCUCCCAGCACUUCUUCACGCAUGCACGCGAACUCGCAAAGAGGCUAGCGCCACCUACGACAUCGAGAACACAUUCGACAUCGACACGCCAGGCUUCGACCCAACAGUCAUGCUGCGUUUUGAACGCGAUGCGCAACAGCUCGUGGAUCUCGACGAUAUCACGUACUACACCGGAAGUGAUGCAUCAUCCGGGUACUACUGGGACAACCUGCGGCGCUGGCUCAAGGCCUUUUUGACGGCAAGGCGACUGGUCUCGAGGAUAGUGAAACGCGGCCGGGGUGCCCCUACUCCAUCGCGGCAAAGGCGUUCAAGAUUGUAG